Messenger RNA from Lodderomyces jiufengensis, 966 nucleotides. Its product is annotated as Golgi transport complex subunit. Gene Ontology annotation, biological process: Golgi organization; intra-Golgi vesicle-mediated transport; protein transport. NCBI's taxonomy places the organism in Eukaryota, Fungi, Ascomycota, Pichiomycetes, Serinales, Debaryomycetaceae. The record is from RefSeq and is a predicted model, not a curated record. Bases 1 to 966 code for a protein of 321 amino acids. The transcript has a single exon. Gene Ontology annotation, cellular component: membrane; COG complex.
AUGGUAAAUUCAGGCUACCAAAUUUUUGACCUUUUCAAUAUCAAACACAUUCAUUCACCAAGGUAUCAACAAAAGCCUAAUCAAUUCAGAUCAAAUGUCGCUAAUAUGAAUAUCACAUACGAAUCAAACUCAGUUAAAGACUUAGCAUUGGAUGAUGUAUCAACAUUAAAUUAUGAUUUAGACUCAGUAGAUAGUUUCCCAUUCCCCAAAUCAAUAAUAACGACAGAUUUCAAAAAUUUCAAUUUAGAAGGAAUCGAUUCAUUUUUAUACAAGAAUCAUAGGUUUACAUCAUUAGAUCAACUAAUCAAGGAUUUAAAAUCACUUUCUACAAAUUUGAAUCAAAAUUUAAUAGAUUUAAUUAACUCAGAUUAUAAAGAUUUUAUAAAAUUGGGUAAAUCAAUAAAUGGUGGUAAUGAUUUGAUUAAUAAUUUAUUUGAGGAUUUAAAGAAUUUCAAAAUUGAGUUACUAGAGUUUUCAAAAAAAUUUAACAAACUAGAUACUGAAAUUGAAAAAAUAUUAACUCAAAGAUUCAACUUAAUUGAAUUAAAGACAAAUAUUAAAUUGAAUUUACUAUUAAAUGAUCAAAUAAUUCAAUUCGAUCAAUUCAUAAAUUUAGUGAAUAACAACCAUAAGAAUGAAAAAAAUCUAACCAUUAAUAAAGAAAACCUCAAAAAACUCACAACAAUUUAUUUGUCAAUACUAAACAUAAGUGAUUAUUUAGAAUCAAUAAAAUUAAAAAAUUCAAUCAUUGAUGAAGACACGGUAUCAACCACAUCCUCAAUUGUAUCAAAUCAUAAAAUUAUAAGUAAUUUUGAAAAUAAUUAUAUAUAUGGUAAAAAAUCAUCAAUCAUUAUUGAGUAUAAGAGUUAUAUAAAUUCGUUAUUUAAUGAUAUUAAAAAAUAUAAAGAUGAUCCUGAUUUGGUGAUGGAGAUUCUAAAUAUUCAAAAUUUAAUACGAAAUAAUUGA